Messenger RNA from Daphnia carinata, 1078 nucleotides. RefSeq lists its product as uncharacterized. Bases 41 to 1021 code for a protein of 326 amino acids. Gene Ontology annotation, biological process: lipoprotein metabolic process; lipid transport. Gene Ontology annotation, cellular component: extracellular region; membrane. The record is from RefSeq and is a predicted model, not a curated record. Gene Ontology annotation, molecular function: lipid binding. The transcript is spliced from 2 exons. Lineage: Eukaryota; Metazoa; Arthropoda; Branchiopoda; Diplostraca; Daphniidae.
UAUUUUCAUUUUUAUGAAAUUAGUUGCAUGACACAAAAUAAUGGCUCGUCUUGCUCGGAUUUUUGCGCUAAUACUUGUGUUCUUUGUCUCGCAAAGCAAAACUGGUGUCGUUUCUCCUGACUGGCAAUUGCCGACUCGAGAGAGCCUGAAAGCAGGUGCUGAGAGAGCCGUGUUGCUAUUAGAUAAAAGUAUUGAAUCGCUAGAAGAAAUCAAAUCCUGGGCAAUCAAACACCACAAGGAUUCCAAUAUCGUGCAAACUGUAGGAACCUCCGUCGGAACCAUUGGCACCAUCGGCGUUGUUGUUGGAGUCUUGUUUUCCUUCUUCACUGGAGGAGCGUCAUUAAUAUUGACUAAGAUUUCACUGGGUGCUUCCAUUGGCGGAGGAAUCACAUCUCUAGGUGUCGGCAUAAAUGAUAUCGUGAAGACAAAGAGUUACAACGAGAGAGCUGCAAAAAUUCUCGAGGAAACUAAUCAACAAAUUAAGAAAUUUGAAAAAGACAUGUCGGAUGCCAUUUCUUAUAUUGAAAGUACAAAGGAGUUCAUCAAGAAUAAAUAUGGUCUCGAAGAUGAUGCCGCCAGUAGAAUCAUAUCGGAAAUCACCAAACACGGUUCCAGCAUACCAAUGUCGGUUUUGAGGGCUACAGGAUCAACAGAAGCAGUUGAAAUGUUCAGUGCAGUCAACAUUGUACGUGAAGGUAUCCUUCCUGCUAAAACCGCACAGACGGUCCGCCAAUCCCUGUCCGCCGCUGAACGUCAAAUUAUGUCCGAAUUUCUGAGUACUCCAAUGUUUUUUAACGAACACGCUAAGUUGUUCAAACGUAACAUAGCGAAGCUGUAUAAGGUAGCUGCUUUCAAUUUCGUUCUCAUGGGUGUAAGUGUGGGCCUAAAUGUCUGGGAAAUUAUAAGUCUUGUUAAUUCGUGGAAUUCGACUCAUCCAUCUGCGAUCGCUGUCGAUGUUGCCAUUCGUAAUUUGCAAAAUAUUAGAAAUAAUGCCUAUCAUCGGAUUGUAAAGCAACUAUGAACACUCUGAAUCAAUUGGGCUAAUUGUCGGUUUCGUACGAACAACUGGUACACAGUA